Penicillium pulvis is the source of this 1167-nucleotide messenger RNA. Its product is annotated as cysteine hydrolase family protein. The record is from RefSeq and is a predicted model, not a curated record. Lineage: Eukaryota; Fungi; Ascomycota; Eurotiomycetes; Eurotiales; Aspergillaceae. The transcript has 4 exons. The coding region runs from base 1 to 1167 and encodes 388 amino acids.
AUGGCGAGCCCCUCCGAUCUGAACCUGGACGCGCCCAGCGACCUUCAGGACAUUCCUGAAUUAGCCAUGCAAUUGAUUCCCCCACCUGAGGGAACAUACCCAGACAAGAACGCUCUACUUCAGGCAGUCCAAGAUCAUGGGAAGACACAUGGCUAUAAUGUGGUCGUGAAAUCGUCCAGUACCCCUACCGAGAAAAAGCCAGGUCGCACGGCCAAGGUGUGGUUGCGCUGUGACCGUGGUGGACAUUACCGGCCCCGGAAUGGGCUUACUGAGGAGACACGCAAGCGCCGGCGUACAUCGCGUCUCAUGGAUUGUCCCUUCAUGCUGGUCGCGGCUGGGUCCCCUGGAAUUUGGACUCUUACCGUCCUCAAUGCGACCCAUAACCAUGGUCCCAUGAUCGAGAAGCCUCGCCAGAUCCCUCAACACAAGGUUCGCAAGGGUCAACUCCCUGCGAUGCCAUAUGACUGGCCCCAUGAUGCUUCUUUUAGCCCGUACACCACGGCACUUGUGAUUAUUGAUAUGCAAAAGGACUUUUGUACACCCGGCGGUUACAUGGAGUUCCAAGGUUAUGAUAUCUCUGAAGCGCAGGCCCUGAUCCCAAAGAUCCAGCGACUACUAAUGGCAUUCCGCUCUGCUAAUUUCCCGGUCUACCACACACGUGAAGGACACCGCCCAGAUUUGUCUACCCUUUCUAGCCGGGAGUCGCAUCGGUCCCGCAACAAUGCCUCAGGCCUUGGCAUUGGCGCUCUUGGACCAUUGGGCCGUCUGCUCGUUCGUGGUGAGGGUGGCUGGAAUAUCGUGGACGAAUUAUGCCCCUUCGCAAAUGAGCCAGUUAUCGACAAACCUGGACGUAGCGCGUUUGCUCACACCGACUUUGAGCUUCUCCUUCGCAACAAAGGAAUCAAGAACCUUAUCAUCACGGGCGUUACCACAGACGUCUGUGUAUCUUCCACCAUGCGCGAAGCCAAUGAUCGGGGGUUCGACUGUGUGGUUCUCGAAGAUGGAACUUCUGCCGCGGACUCGGCGCUCCAUAACAGCACGAUUGAGUCUGUCAAGAUGGAGGGCGGCAUCUUCGGAGCCGUCAGCAAGAUCGAAGAUGUGGUGCAUGCGCUUGAAAAUUUCAAGUCCGUCACCAUGAAAAAGCUUGCUCCUCAGUUGAGUGCAUGA